GGUUACCACACUGCUUACCUGUGAAGCAAUCUUCCCGCAAGAAGGCUGAGUUUCUCAGCCAGAGGCCUAUAAAUGCUGGGCCCCCAUCUUUCUGUCAAACCCCUCUGUGUGACUUCUGGGCUUGGAGUGCAGGAAGAUGGCUGACCAACUGUCGCAGCUGGAAAGCAGCAUAGAAACAAUCAUCAAUAUCUUCCACCAGUACUCUAUACGGCUGCAGCCCCCGGACACCCUGAACAAGAAAGAAUUCAAACAGCUGGUGAAAAAAGAGCUGCCAAACUUUCUCAAGAAGGAGACAAAGGAUGACAAAGCCAUUAACGAGAUCAUGGAGGACCUGGACACGGAUGUAGACAAGGAGCUGAACUUCCACGAGUUCUCCGUGCUGGUGGGCAAGCUGACGGAAGCCUCCCACGAGGAGAUGCAUAAGACGGCGCCCCCAGGAGUAGGCCACAGGCACGGGCCAGGCUUCGGGGCAGGUGGUUCAGGCCACGGCCACAGCCAUGACAAUCACGGCCACAGCCAUGGCAAUCACGGCCACAGCCACUAAUCAGGUCAGGCCACCAGCCCCUGCCCACCUAGGGCCACGGGGCUGCCUUAGCUGCAGGGCAGGGAGAUGGGGGGUGAAAUAUAAAGUCUUCCUCCAA
Messenger RNA from Aethalodelphis obliquidens (Pacific white-sided dolphin), 641 nucleotides. Its product is annotated as protein S100-A9-like. Gene Ontology annotation, cellular component: extracellular exosome; nucleus; cytoplasm. Bases 137 to 544 code for a protein of 135 amino acids. Gene Ontology annotation, molecular function: calcium-dependent protein binding; calcium ion binding. The transcript has 3 exons. Lineage: Eukaryota; Metazoa; Chordata; Mammalia; Artiodactyla; Delphinidae. The record is from RefSeq and is a predicted model, not a curated record. Gene Ontology annotation, biological process: peptidyl-cysteine S-nitrosylation; neutrophil aggregation; astrocyte development.